AUGUCUGAUAUGACCCCAAAUCCCAACUGGUUUCAUAGUGAUUUACUUAAAAUUUUUUAUGAACCUAACUGUCAUAAAUACCCUGUUCAAAGUGAAGGAUGCCUUGAGGAAAUUGAAAUAACACCUAAGCAUAAGAAAAACACAAAGCAAUUUAAAGAUUCUCAAAAAUUUAAAAAACUUGUUAAUGAGCUAUUGAAUGAUGUGACUGAAAGAAACAUGACACAUUCACAUUAUAAGUUGACUACACAGAACACAACAAAAUCGCAUCAUAAGACCAACACUAGAUUAACUACUAUAAAUUUUAAUGAUCUUAAUAAAAAAAUUUCAAUUGCUGAAGAAAAAAAUAAUAAAUCAAUUUAUGAGGUUCUUAAGCGUUACUAUGAUCUUGGGGAGUCUAUAGCACAAUCAUAUAAAACUUUUUAUAUGAUAUCACAUGAUGUAUAUAAUUCUAGACAGCAAGUUUAUCAGGAAUUCAUGCAGCAGCUAAAUAUUGAUACUUUAGACAGUGCUAUUAGAAAAAGAAAAGAAUGGGGUAAAAAGAUUUAUAGUCUCCUUAGUUGUUUUAAUACAAACGAUAAUGGAUCUAGAGGCAAAGAAAUGAUAAAUCGGAUUAGAUCUUUUUCUUUGUCAACUAUUUCAAAUUUAAGUUGGGAUAAUAUUAAUAUAGUGAAAGAAUAUAUUACCACUAGACUUAAUAUAAUUAAUAGACAUAAUAAUAUGACCUUUAAUUAUUAUCAUUACAUAUGA
Racocetra persica is the source of this 747-nucleotide messenger RNA. The record is from the annotation of a GenBank genome assembly. NCBI's taxonomy places the organism in Eukaryota, Fungi, Glomeromycota, Glomeromycetes, Diversisporales, Gigasporaceae.